AUGCGCUCCUCAACUCUUCCCGUCCUCGCUGCGCUCGCAGCAUCAUGCGCAGCGACUGAGACCGAGUUGCCGCCCGUCACUAGUGAAGCAUUACAGGCGCUCAUAUCGCUCGACGGGCUCACCAGCGGAGCACAACAGUUGCAGGUGAUCGCCGAUGCUGCAGGCGGGAACAGAGUCUUUGGUUCCAAAGGCCACAACGACACCGUUUACUUUCUCUACGACACCUUGCUUGCCACAGGCUACUACGAUGUCUACCUCCAAGACUUCGUCGAGCUGUUCUCCGGCGGAACCUCCUCGUUGACCGUCAACGGCGAGGCUAUGGAAGCCGACCUGUUCACCUAUGACAGUAGCGGCUCGGCGAGCGCGGACCUUGUGGCAGUGAGCAACCUGGGGUGUGAACUAGCGGAUUAUCCUCCGGAAUCGGCCAACGCGGUUGUGCUCAUCUCGCGCGGCGAAUGUCCUUUCGCACAGAAGGCAUCGAAUGCCGCCGCUGCGGGCGCUUUGGGCGCGCUGAUUUACAACAAUGUCCCCGGCGCCAUCUCCGGGGGGACGUUGUCAGAGCCAGGCGACUAUGCGCCAUCACUGAGCAUCUCGCAAGAGGAUGGCCUGGCACUCCUUGCGCAAGUCGAAGCCGGAACGCCUGUGGCAGUCGAGCUCGAGGUCAACGCCAUCCUUGAAAACCGCACCACCUACAACGUGAUUGCCGAGACGAAAGGCGGAGACCACGACAACGUGAUCGCCCUCGGAGCUCACACAGACUCGGUAGAAGCAGGCCCAGGUAUCAACGACAACGGCUCCGGCACCAUCGGCAUCCUUAAUGUGGCACUUGCGCUAACCAGGUUCACUAUCACGAACGCCGUGCGAUUUGGCUUCUGGAGCGCCGAGGAAUUCGGCCUCAAAGGCAGUACAUACUACGUCUCAACCCUCAACCAAACUGCCGGCGAAACAGCCAAGGUCCGCGCGUACCUCAACUUCGACAUGAUCGCCUCACCGAACUACGCCUACAUGAUCUACGACGGCGACGGGUCCUCCUUCAACUUGACCGGCCCGCCGGGUUCCGCGGAGAUCGAGGCCGACUUCGAGGCCUUCUUCACGUCCGCCGGCCAGAACUUCACCGCCACGGCCUUCGACGGGCGCUCCGACUAUGGACCUUUCCUCGAGAACAACAUCCCCGCGGGAGGUCUGUUCACCGGUGCCGAAGACCCAAAGACCCCCGAGGAGGUGGCCAUGUUCGGAGGCACCGCCGACGUGGCUUACGACGCCAACUACCACCAACCAGGCGAUACGAUCGACAAUAUCGCCUGGGAUGCGUUCCUGCUGAACACCAAGGCCAUUGCCAAUUCUAUCGCCCUGUAUGCUACCGAUCUGAGCAAGAUUCCGCCGGUCAGUGCAACAGCCCUGCCAAAGCGCGCUCGCAGCGUUGAUGUGAGGGGUGCUGUUCGCAGUACGCCCAGACAGAAGAGGGCCUCGGGCAUUAAGAGCCACGCGUGUACCAGAAGGGGGCACGUGCUGAAUAUCUAG
Cladophialophora yegresii CBS 114405 is the source of this 1521-nucleotide messenger RNA. RefSeq names its product aminopeptidase. Bases 1 to 1521 code for a protein of 506 amino acids. The transcript is spliced from 2 exons. Gene Ontology annotation, molecular function: metalloexopeptidase activity; aminopeptidase activity. The record is from RefSeq and is a predicted model, not a curated record. Lineage: Eukaryota; Fungi; Ascomycota; Eurotiomycetes; Chaetothyriales; Herpotrichiellaceae. Gene Ontology annotation, biological process: proteolysis.